AUGUGUCGGCUGUGGGAUACUAUAGGCAAGGUUGCUGCUAUUAGCCAAGAGGUUAGCAAAGGUGCCAGCAAUGCUAUCCGGAGCGACGCCGCACGCACCGAGGCCGUACACAGCAACGCCAAGCCAUUACAGGCUGCUGCUAAGACCGCUCCUAAGACUGCCAUUAAGGCUAGCAUCCCGGCCGGAAACCUAAGUCCCGGGCCCCGAGUGUUGCACAACGCCGCGCUGCUGGACCCCCAGUCCGACACCAUCAUUGCACAUUUACGCAGCCGUACCAGUCAGUUCGAUUUCUAG
This is a messenger RNA of Penicillium cosmopolitanum, 294 nucleotides long. RefSeq lists its product as uncharacterized. Lineage: Eukaryota; Fungi; Ascomycota; Eurotiomycetes; Eurotiales; Aspergillaceae. The coding region runs from base 1 to 294 and encodes 97 amino acids. The record is from RefSeq and is a predicted model, not a curated record. The transcript has 3 exons.